Molecule: messenger RNA, 2183 nt
Organism: Cercocebus atys (sooty mangabey)
Lineage: Eukaryota; Metazoa; Chordata; Mammalia; Primates; Cercopithecidae
Gene: FBXO25
Product: F-box protein 25
Exons: 10
Coding region: 925-1950 (341 amino acids)
Biological process (GO): protein ubiquitination
Cellular component (GO): SCF ubiquitin ligase complex; cytoplasm; nucleus
Molecular function (GO): protein binding
Source: RefSeq, a predicted model, not a curated record
AAUUUGUAUUGAUAUAGGUAUUUAAGCUAUAAAGUUUCUUGUGACAUUUUCUGAGUCCUAUACAUUUCUCUAUAUAUUUUCCCAGCCUUUUAUAGCUGUAUAUCUUAUAUGCAGUAUGGUGCUUGAUUUUGCUUUGUGAACCGAUCCAAGACUGUUUUCCGUUUAAUAGGUGAGCCAAGUCCGUUUUUUACAUGACAGAUAACAAGGAACCACCUUGUUCUAUUUUAUUUGCUUUUACCCUUUUGGUAUUUAAGAGGGCUUUCUUGUUUUCUUUUUUUUCUUUCCUUCUUUUUUUUUUUCCCCUUUUACCCUAAUGCCUUUAUAGCAAACCCUUAGAUUCCUUUGUUGGCUCCCCACAGUACCCAAUACUGCAGUUAGCUGAUGGACACCCCACUCCCGGUUGGCCCCUGCACAUCUUCUCCCCAUCCCUACCACUUCUCUGGUGGUGGUUCUUUGUCUGCAUUGUCUGAGCUGGUAACCAUGGCAUGCUGCACCUUUAUCACCAUCAUGUUCCAGCAGCUCCACAAAUAAAUACAGACCACCCGGCAGCCACACCUUUGCCUCUGCCUCUAGUCAUUUUGGUUUCCGGAGCUUAUUCUUUAGUGGGUCGUCCCUCAGCUCCUGGUCAUCAUACUUCCUGUGUUUGUGUGUACUCAUAAAAAAUAUGUGUGACUUUUAUCCUUGAUGGUCACUAUUUAGAUGUUAAAUCUUUGGCUUGUAUUUUUUUCCUUUGAAUAUCUUAAAUAUGUUACUGAACCUAUUCUAUUCUGGACCUGUAAUCCCUACUGCAAAGCCACUCACAAGUCCAGUUUUCAUCAUUUCUGAUUUUACAGACAUGUAUUCUUAAGGGGGAGGAAUUUAUAGAACUGAAUACCAUGUGAAUACCCUAGUCAUGAGGUGGCUGAUUUUGUCUGUCCAGGUAAGAUGGUGCGGGUAGGGGGUGUGGUGGUCCAAGUGGCACACGCAGGAAGUCACAGGAUUAUCUUAAAUAGUGAAGAUGGAGAAAUAUUCAAUAAUGAAGAGCAUGAAUAUGCAUCCAAAAAAAGGAAAAAGGACCAUUUUAGAAAUGACACAAAUACUCAAAGUUUUUAUCGUGAAAAAUGGAUCUAUGUCCAUAAAGAAAGCACAAAAGAAAGGCAUGGCUAUUGCACCUUGGGAGAGGCCUUUAAUCGGUUAGACUUCUCAAGUGCAAUUCAAGAUAUCCGAAGGUUUAAUUAUGUGGUCAAACUAUUGCAGCUAAUUGCAAAAUCCCAGUUAACUUCAUUGAGUGGUGUGGCACAAAAGAAUUACUUCAACAUUUUGGAUAAAAUCGUUCAAAAGGUUCUUGAUGACCACCACAAUCCUCGCUUAAUCAAAGAUCUUCUGCAAGACCUAAGCUCUACCCUCUGCAUUCUUAUUAGAGGAGUAGGGAAGUCUGUAUUAGUGGGAAACAUCAAUAUUUGGAUUUGCCGAUUAGAAACUAUUCUCGCCUGGCAACAACAGCUACAGGAUCUUCAGAUGACUAAGCAAGUGAACAAUGGCCUCACCCUCAGUGACCUUCCUCUGCACAUGCUGAACAACAUCCUCUACCGGUUCUCAGACGGAUGGGACAUCAUCACCUUAGGCCAGGUGACCCCCACGCUGUAUAUGCUCAGUGAAGACAGACAGCUGUGGAAGAAGCUGUGUCAGUAUCAUUUUGCUGAAAAGCAGUUUUGUAGACAUUUGAUCCUUUCAGAAAAAGGUCAUAUUGAAUGGAAGUUGAUGUACUUUGCACUUCGGAAACAUUACCCGGCGAAGGAGCAGUACGGAGACACGCUGCAUUUCUGUCGGCACUGCAGCAUUCUCUUUUGGAAGGACUACCACCUUGCUUUACUAUUCAAGGACUCAGGACACCCCUGCACGGCGGCCGACCCCGACAGCUGCUUCACGCCUGUGUCUCCACAGCACUUCAUCGACCUCUUCAAGUUUUAAGAGUUGCCCCUGCCAUCCCUGUUGGAGAUUGUGCAUCAUGCUGUCUGUGCAGGGCUCAUAGUGAGUGUUCUGUGAGGUGGGGGGAGGCCCCUGCUUCCAGAAAGCUUGGGAAGAACUGCCCUUCUGCACAGGGGGAGUGCAUGGUUGCAUUUUCAUCAUUGAAGGUCAGAGGCCAAGGAAAUCAUUUCUACUUUAAACUCUUCUUCUAAGCAUAUUAAAAUGUGAAAUUUUGC